AUGUCCAGAUACGGUGCCCUAGGCGCAACUUUCCAAAUCGCCCGCAUCAUCCAAGCAUGCUGCCUCAUCGCCAUCAUCGGCUUAACUGCUAACUUCAUUGCCGAGAUUGUCGACAACGAUGCCACACCUCCAGGCAUCUUCAUCGGUACUAUCACAGUGACCUGCGUCGCGGUAAUUUACUGCGUCAUCACCACCAUCCUCUUCCUUGAUAACAUCCUGCCAUUCCUCGCGUCCGCCAUCGCAGAUGCUCUUGUCCUGGUCGCUGUGAUCGUCGUGGCCGUCAUUAUCGGCAGGCCUCUUUCCUAUCUGCAAUGUAGUGAGAUCGACAAGGUCACGAACGAUAAGUCCUCGGCGUAUGCGUUUGCGACCCAUCUGGACAGUUAUUUGAAACACUUGAACGGGAGGGUCGAGUACGGGAGUUUGAUUGGAGCGUCGAAGGAGGUGUGUUUGGAAGCAAAGUCCAUUUGGGGGCUUAGCAUUGCCUUAUGUAUCAUGUUCUUUUUCUCGGGAGUGUGUUGUGUCUGUCUGUGGAAGCAAAAGAAGGCUGCUACUGCCGGGGUGGAGAAAUUGGACGGUUGA
Messenger RNA from Aspergillus tanneri, 579 nucleotides. RefSeq lists its product as uncharacterized. Lineage: Eukaryota; Fungi; Ascomycota; Eurotiomycetes; Eurotiales; Aspergillaceae. The record is from RefSeq and is a predicted model, not a curated record. The coding region runs from base 1 to 579 and encodes 192 amino acids. The transcript is spliced from 3 exons.